This is a messenger RNA of Mercenaria mercenaria, 3368 nucleotides long. RefSeq lists its product as uncharacterized. NCBI's taxonomy places the organism in Eukaryota, Metazoa, Mollusca, Bivalvia, Venerida, Veneridae. The record is from RefSeq and is a predicted model, not a curated record. The transcript has 11 exons. Bases 1 to 2745 code for a protein of 914 amino acids.
AUGGGAAACAGGAAACUGAACAAUAAUGUUCGAGCAGCUAUCAUCACUGGGGCAAAAGACCUAUUCAGACACAGCAUGAUGACCAAGCUAGUAUCUGAUGUACCAUAUGCCAAGUCUGAUAUACCAGAUUUUUCAUAUAAACAACUUACAACUGUUAUAGCCAUAACAGGCGUUUAUAGCUUAAACGCUAUACUAAUGUAUUUUGUUAUAUAUAAGUUUGCUUUAUUUGGCGGCACAGCCAUAGAGAAGAUGGCCCCCAGAAAGCAGCAAGGCAAAUCACCUGUGAAACCAAACACUAGCACGGUAGAGGCAUGUGACAAAGUCGGGAAAGUAAAAAAUGGUCGCGUCAGCAAACAAUGUACUAGUAAACAAACGUCAGCAAAACUUAAAGACACUUACAAACAAUCACUUCCGAAAUUAAACCGUACUGCAUCUAAGAACAAUAAUCGUAGGCGUUUACCGCCAACAAGACGGAGGCAUAAAACGAACACUAUACAAGAAUCCUCUGAGGAUGAAGAUACUUUCGACCCGGAGAUGAUUAUUGAAGAUGCAAUCCCAACAGACAGUGAAAACUCUUCAGACUCAGAUGAAGAAACUCUGGGAGACAUUGUAUCUGAGCACCCACAAGUUCUUACAAAUAAGGCUAAACAUAUCCUUGGUAAAUUAAAUCAUUUACCCGAUCUAUCGUCACGUUUACAGAUCGUACAGUUCAAAGCUGCAGCACCACAUAUGGACAAAGAUCCCACAGACGUGGAGUCAAUAGUUUUAGAUCUGUGCAUUGUUUGCAAUUUCAAUUUGGUUAGAUUUAAGCAUGAUCAAGACGAUUAUGCAAGUAGAAGUUUAACAGUUGAACCGAAACUGAGUGACGACAGUACAUCGAGUGAAUCGUCUAAUGGUGCAGGCCCUGAUCUCGACGACAGAACACUGUGUGUAUCGUCUACUAGCUCAAACCCUGAGUCAGACUUACAGAAACUUAGUGACGACAGUAUAAAUGAAUCGUCUGCAGACCCUGGUCUUGACGAACCGCAACUGAAUGACGACAAACGUUAUAGUGAAUCGACCACUGGAGCAAACCCUAAUUUAGCCGACAAAAAUGCAUGGCGGCAUUGUAUUGAAACAAAAGACGAACAACUAGCAAAGGAACUCGUAAAGGGAGACAACCUACCACAAGAUGUCGAAUUAGAAGAAGCUUGCACAAUAUUUGGCGUUAUCUCGUCAAUCAUGCAGCAGAUCUUUCGAUCCAUUGAAGACAAGAUUACAGCUUUAUCCAGCUCAAUAGUUUACACACAAGCUUGUCACCUUGCUAAACCAUCGGGCAAUAUCGUAUUUGUUGCCUUUACAGAAGGGGUAUAUCCAGACAUUUAUUACAUGCCUUAUAGAGUACUUGUUCGAAAAAUGACUGACUGUAGCGGUGAAGCAAACACUAUUAUUGAGAAGGAGGUGGCUGACAAUAAGCCUUUCUGUCAGCACGACAUAGAAAAGAUAGCCUGCUGCUUACGGCAUCACUCACCCAGACUAAUGGAAGAGCACAGCAACCUCACAAUGACAAGUGCAAGUCGUUAUAAGUGCAAGUAUUAUGACAGCCAUACAUUGGAAACGAAAUUAGAACCGGAGCCAUGCAUUGUGUUUUAUGUUCAAGCUAAGGGAUUGAUUCCUGUUGGUGAAAAACUUCUACCUGAUACACUAACUAUUGGGGAUACUACAUUCAAAACAGAUGUGAGAGAAGGGGGGCGUGUUUCAUUCGCUGUAGGUGGAAGGCCCACAGAAAAGCACCAAAAUCUAAAAGUAGGAUGCCGAAUCACAAGUAAAGAUGGAGCAGGAACUAUAGGGGGCUUUGUGAAUCACCCAAAGUAUGGUUUUUGCGCUGUGACAUGCGCACAUGUGCUGCUAAGUGGAGAAGAGAUGAUUGAUUACAAAAAGGGGAAAAAAGUGAAAGUUAAACGAAAUUGUUAUCAACCAUCAGAACCUGACAAGUGUGGACAACUUCUGGAGAUAAUGUUGCGUGGAGGGGAUGCUAAUACCACAGGUUUGGAUGUUGCUUUUGUGAAAGUUGAUGACGACAGACAACCUAUAAGUGGUGAUUUUCCCGAUUAUAGCUUUAAGGACUGGGCGGGAACAUGCGGUUAUUGCAAGGACGGUUUGUUCAAGGCACAGCUAGCCUACAAUUCUGGUGCAGUGUUAUCGAAACAUGUACUUUCUUCCGACACAAAAGUCGUGAAAUAUGGUCAAAAGACAAUGUUAACGGAAGGCAAGCUUCAGAUAUGUGGUGGAUCCUCAGCUCCGGAAAUAAUUAUAAACACAGAAGGAAAAACAAAGAGAAAGACCUUUGUUUUUCAUGACCAAUUUCACAUUUUUGACAUAUAUCACGCAUUUUGUACAAACGGUGAUUCUGGGUCAUUAAUUUUUAGUCGUGGUUCGGACAACAAUCUGAGCGCGAUAGGUAUUCUUAUCGGUAAAAGUAACAGUAUAAAAGUUUCGUAUGCGACUCCUCUAAGCAGUAUCCUUAGAGAAAUUGGUCAACAAGACCCAUUCAGUCUGGUUAGCUUUGACCCAAAUCAGCGUCUAGAAAAUAAAAUAAACAAAACGUACUCGGAAGUGAAAAACAUAUUAGAGACGCAUUCUACACGUAUUUCGGACGUUCAUAAUGCUGUGCAAGAACUGAAAGACGAAAUGAAAACUACAUCAGAAAAUCAGAUCAAAGAAAUCAAAUCAAUGUUUGAAGAGCUGAAGCCAAAGGUUGACUAGCAGAAGACAGCAGUAUCAACAAAAUAAUACAAAUACCAACGGAAAUUCGGCAAUAUAUCAUUAGUACUUACAUUCUUUGAAGAACAUAACAGCAUAGCAGAAAGAAUGGUAAUUUUCUUAUCAUAGAACUUAUUUAUAAAAUUGAUAUGAAUGAAACAAGCUCUAACUGCAUGUUGUAAAACGUGUCACCAUUAACACUGCUAUGCUGAUGCAAAAUGUAUGAUUUUUUUCGCUAGGAUAUCAUAGGAUAUCAACGAUCAGUUGGAUGUGUGGGUUUUUGCAUCAUACUGCUGUGAUGUAUUCAAAGUUCAAACAGACGCUCGGUAGAUCUAUUGCCUACUGUUUAGGUAGUUAGCAGGAAAUUUCUCAUGUUCAGUAAAAGCGUGGACAUAAAACAGUAUCAUACUAUGAAACUUAUAAUUGGACAUCGCUUAAAUUACAUUCAUUGCCAAAAUAUAAAAGAUAUGAAUGAAAUCUAUUUGAUUUUACCUACGAUAAAAACUGUUUCAUGAUAACAUUUUGGGUCAAAGAGCGAGAAAAUGUUGGUUUUAGAAUUCGGGAAAGUGAAAUGAUUCUUUUAUUAUAAAUAAGCUGUUUUUUAUAUUGUUAAGGUUGAGAAUUAG